Molecule: messenger RNA, 6940 nt
Organism: Brienomyrus brachyistius
Lineage: Eukaryota; Metazoa; Chordata; Actinopteri; Osteoglossiformes; Mormyridae
Product: PHD finger protein 21A-like
Exons: 20
Coding region: 90-2387 (765 amino acids)
Biological process (GO): negative regulation of transcription by RNA polymerase II
Cellular component (GO): histone deacetylase complex
Molecular function (GO): chromatin binding
Source: RefSeq, a predicted model, not a curated record
CAGUGUCGGGAGAGGGGGGGGGUCAUUCCUAACUUGCUGCCAGCUUCGCUUUCCUGCUGUUACGAUGAGGACCGCGCUUAGGUACGAAAAUGUCCAUAGGCACAAAAGAGAGCGUGAUUCCGCUGCGUGUAACGGGACAUUCAAGCUUGCACAACUUCGCUGGCAUCCUGAUCGGGAAGUUGAAAAGGGCGGAUGCAUUCAGCCUCUUUCAGCUGUUCAGAGUGCUGGAGAGCAUUGGUCCAGUCGCCCAGCCACGUGCUGUGCUCUCAGAGGCGAAUUGGAUGGUGUUCAAAGCUGGAUAUAGUGUGCAGGCUGAGAGCUCCUGGGGACUGGACUGCUGGCAGAAAGAAUCCAUAAUGGAGUUACAAACAUUGCAGGAGGCUCUGAAAGUGGAAAUACAGAUCCAUCAGAAACUAGUGGCCCAGAUGAAGCAGGAUCCACAGAACGUGGACCUGAAGACGCAGCUCCACGAGUUACAAGCCAAGAUCACAUCUCUGAGCGAGCGGCAGAAAAAGGUAGUGGAGCAGCUGAGGAAGGACCUGCUGGUGAAGCAGGAACAGCCAGAAAUACGGCCAGACUGCAAGGCCCCGGCGCCGCCCGCAGGCCAAGCCGUCCUCUCCCUGCCUGUACACAGCCCCGGUGGCCAGCAGAAGGCUGUGUCCGUCUCCUCGGUCAUCGCCACCAAGACCCUGCCUCUGGUGCUGAAAGCUGCCACCCCGAUGUUGCCCACUUCUGCUGUGAUGCAGCGGCCCACAGUUGCCAUGGUCACGGCUAUCAGCAACACGCCCAAGUCCGACACCGUCAGCCCUGAUUCACAGUGCGUGCCAAUCGACCUUCAGACGUCUGGCAAGCUGGCCAGUCAGGGAGCAGAUCCUGUGCGAAUAGUUCCCAAGAACACCGUUGUAGUGCAGACCACCUCUGCCGCCCACCCUAUUAGAGUUCCUCAGUUCAUCCCCCCUCCUAGACUGACUCCUCGACCCACCUUUCUGCCACAGGUCCGACCCAAGCCUGCCACACCCAACAAUGUGCCUAUCACUCCCGCACUGCCGCCACCCAUGAUGGCUGCCCCACAGCUGCUCCAGCGGCCGUUGAUGCUGACCACAAAGAUGUCCUCCUCCCCCAUGGGGCCCUCAGGGGGCCCCGUUCACCAGGUGCACAUCGUUAACGGACAGCCCUGCACCACCAUCGCCAAGAACCUGUCAGGAAGUCAGCUGACGGGCAUCGUCAUCACCACCCCCAACACCCACCUAGCUACCUCCCACACACUGCAGAUCAGCAGCAUCAGCGGGGAUUCCAAGACUGUUAAAGCUCAGGGCACUACGGAGCAGACGGAGCCCCCAAGCAGCUCCUCCCGCACCCCCACCCCUCCACCAAAGCCUAAACGUGAAGAGAACCCCCAGAAACUGGCCUUCAUGGUCGCCCUGGGACUCGUGACUCACGAUCAUCUAGAAGAGAUUCAGAGCCGGAGACAAGAGCGCAAACGGAGGACGACAGCAAAUCCCGUGUACAGUGGUGCCGUGUUUGAACCAGAGAGGAAGAAGAACACCGUCACCUACCUGAACACGCCCCUCCAUCACGGCACCCGCAAGAGAGGUCGCCCUCCCAAAUACAGCACUGUGGCGGAGCUGGGCUGCCUCGGCCCGGCCUGCCCUGCCAGCAGCCACCCUGCCUCCCCGGCCCCCGACAGGCCCGUCCACUCCCACACCCUCCCUGUGCCCAGCCCCAGCUUCGGGGAUGGAGACAUCCAUGAGGAUUUCUGCACUGUGUGCGGGCGCAGUGGCCAGUUGCUCAUGUGUGACACGUGCUCUCGUGUUUACCACCUGGGCUGCCUGGAGCCGCCCCUGAAAGCCAUUCCCAGAGGCAUGUGGAUCUGUCCCAAAUGCCAAGACCAGAUCCUGAAAAAGGAGGAGGCGAUCCCGUGGCCCGGAACCUUAGCCAUCGUCCAUUCCUACAUCGCCUACAAAGCAGCUAAGGAGGAGGAGAAGCAGAAGCUGGUGAAAUGGAGCUCUGAGCUGAGGCAGGAACGUGAGCAGCUGGAGCAGCGGGUCAAGCUUCUCAGCAGCUCCAUAAUGAAAUGCAUGGAGACCAAGAACACUAUCCUGUCCCAGCAGAAUGAGAUGCAGACCUCCUUAGAAAAGGUCAAGGGCUUAGUCCACCUCAUUCAGAGCGCCCAUUUCGGCCGGUCACCGGACACCGUGUCCUCGGACAGCAUUGGUGACCACGUUACAGACUCUGGAGGCAUGGACUCCUCUAACAGCACCAAUGCCAAGAGUGACGCACACAUAGACGAAGGUGAUGGAGGAGGCCAUGACAGUAACGGCAAAAUCUCAGAACCUUCCCAGAAUCCUGUGCUGCCCAUCCUUGAUAGCUCAGAGAGGGCAAACUAAUGCCCGGAGUCGUCACGAACAAAGAAGCAGAACACUGGAUUCAAAUAAACACACAAACCCAGCCACUCUGUGCAAAGGUGGUGCCCACAGUUGCCAAUCUAUAUAUGUAUCUGUACAUAGGUUUUUGUUUCGUUUUCGUUUCGUUUUAUUGUGCAUUGUCAGACUGUGUCAUCAGUAGAUCUCUGCCAGCUUCGGGAACAGACAAUGCUGGCUGUUUUUUUUUUUGUUUUUUUUACCAGCGCCACACCAGUUAAUGGUAGGAAAGAGAAACAGUUUUGAUGAUGAUGAUAAUAAUAACAAUAAUAAUUAUUAUAAUAAUAGUUUAAAACAACAUACCAGUGUGUGCCUGCAGUAGUCGCCCUUGAGCCUCUCUUGGGGAUGUUUUGUGUUCAUUUGUGUUAGUCCUCAAUACCAGGGAAUUUGGAUGAUAAGCUGUCCAAAGACUCGAUGCUCACCUUCGGGUCCUGCUGUCGGCGCGGAGAGAAGCUGAACAGGAAGCAAUGCGAGCUGGUCUCUUCAUGGCUGUGUCAGUAUUGAUUCGGUACCAAGAACCAAGGAAUCCCCCUCACCUCCUUGCCCCCAUCAUGCUGGGAGGCAACUGGUGUGGCCUGCCCCCCCCCCCCCCUCUCCCCCAGGGUCAUUUCAUUGUCCAUUCUCUGUGCAUCUCUGUCUAACUUCUACUGACACUAGCGAUGACAUUGCAAGAAUGCAAUCUCUAAAAAACAAAUUUAUUUAUUUCAUUUUUAAACAUUUCUUUUAUAGGAUAAUAUUUUCAGGUCUUCCUAGCGUUCAGAAAAUUUAAAGUGCUUUUCUGUUUCGCAGCAGUCAUUUCUAAUAAAAGGUAUUAGACUUGGAAUAGUUUCUGUAAAUAAUUUUCAUUUUUAAAAGGAUCUUUGCAUUGAAGAUAUACUUCUAUGUUAGAUUCUGAACUGCCAAAUGCUAAUGUAUCCAAAUCCAGCAGGGACGUGUCUUUUUCUUUCAAGUCAAUCACAAAAACAAGAUAUAUGGAGAAAUGCGCACCUGUGACAUCAGGAAUUUCGUGAGAGAUUGUUUUAUCAGGUGCAUCUGCAGGGCUCCACGGCACGGCAACGUCUACAGAGGUGGAGGAACAUCCGAACUGAAGCACAAAUCCAUUUCCCACAGGUAGCGAGAAAUUGUUGUGGCGCGUCACCUUUCCAGCAGAAUGGCUAAGAGUGGUGAGAUGCAAGCCAUGGCCUCAGGUCAGAGGGAGAGACUGCGGAGGGAUGUAGAGCAGAAGCUGGGGGCCUGCCAAGUGACCCCAGCGUCCGCUGCACUCCCUGGACAUACAUACUGGAUGCAAUGUGGCCAUUAGAAAGUUCUAGUCCCUUGUCGUGAACAUUGUUCCCUUGAAUCAAAUGUCCAUUUGUAUAGAGAUUAAAAUUCCUGCCUGCUGUAUUUUCAUGCAACAUCUACAGAAGCAAAUCCCUGACAGUCUUAGGUGGGUAUAGUAUUGCAGGUCCAUCUGUCUGCAGUCAGUAAGCAUCUUGCUGGCCAUUUUCACCUACGCUUCCUAGCAGGACUGAAGUGUCCCUUUCUUCAUACCUCACAUAUCAUUUUUAUUGCAUAUUUCAGUUUGUAUCAGUUUUCAGUGCAUAAACCUUCUUGUUCAUUUUGGUUUUUCUCAUAUGACAGAAUCAUGUAAGACGUUUUUAAAUAAUACUGAUCUUUUACGUUGGUUUUAGAGUGGACUCCAAAUGAUCUUGAGAAGCUUAUUCCAGCAAAACCAGUGUAUAAGAACAGUAUAUAUAUUUGUUCACGUUGGGAAAGAUGACAUGGAGAGAGGCUCAGAGAUGUAGGAUCAAACCCUUUAGCUCUAAACUGCUUUAGACAGUAUUGUUUCUGAAUAAUCAGAAUUCAGGUCUUUGGUUUUCACAUCUUCACAAAAACAAUAGUCAAGACAAUUUCAUUUAAACUUUGACAUAAUGUGAUUUAAAAGAAUGUCAUUUUGUUAGACGUUUAAGAACAAGACAUCAUAAGGGCUUACUGAGCUGUGUGAUGCUCCACGUUGUGCAUUGAACAUAUCAGCGUAUAGCUUAAGGAUGAUUCUGUGUAUGUUGGUAGGAGUAAUUCUCUAUUCCUUAUUUUUACUGCCUUCAAAAACCACUUUGCUAUCAGUAUACUUUUGUAAGUAUUGACAGCAGGCACUGGUCAUAUCUAUUUCCAGAAUGUGUUUGGUUAUAUAUUUUCGAUUGAGGUGUUAAGGUUCUAAGUCCAUUUCUAUGGAUGAUGUGUCUGUGUUUUUUUUUUUUGUCACUUUAAUUCUUGUUUUUGAGAAUUUAGAUCAAAAAAGUGAGACAAAAAGCACAAUUGUUGUCAUCUGAUGCAAAAAGUGUUCCAGCAAGUCUACCAGGAACAUGUGGGUUCUCUGAUGAUGUGAAGACAUUGGAAUUUUCACGUCUUGUGUUUGUUUUCCUACUAGUGUGGUCUGUCCUUGGCUUUCAGUGAGUGGCAUGGAAAAGCGUUUGUCUAGCAGUUGCCUUAAUGAUUGGUUUCUCAUCUCAAAUUUGAGCUGUUUGUUCUGUAUGGUAUUGUAGGUCAGAUCAUAGUGUGCUUUGUAUAUUGAGUGUUCUAAGAGCCUCAUGGAGUAAUGUGCACAUUCCCAGUGGGAAAUGUUUCAGAGCUUUGGUCUGAAAUGGGGGAAAUACCAUCUCUGAUUGAUUGGUUGGUUUGUGGUUUCAUGCUCAGAUCCCAGCACAUGAGUAGUUUCUGGUUUCCAUGACAAAAUGGCCUUCACUGUUGUUGAGGGUAGAUGAAGGCAGAUUGUGAUGGACAGUGAGCCAUAUUUACCAAGAAAAUGUGAGAUUAUUAUUUUAUUUAUUUUUUUUAUUGCCAGGUCUCCCAAAGCACUUUUUCCAUAAAUGCCUUGCUAGUAUUAAUUUCUUUUAGAAUAUAUAGAUGAAUUUAAAAUGAUCAGGCAAAAUUUCCAUAUUAAAGGUAAUUUUAAUGUAAAUUAAUAUUAUAAAUUAAUAUUCAAGGUCCCAUUCUUUUGCUGAGGUUCACAGUUUUAACCCACUGGUAUGAACAGUGGUGCUAAUAUCCGUGUAAUUAUUUAGCAAAAUUUUAGGUUUUUUGUGUCCUAAAAAUGCAUGUUAUUUCUGUAGUAAGAUCAGAAACAGUUUUGAUGCUCGGAAACUGAUAGGCUCCUGUUGAAGCCAGUGAUAAAUUUAAUACAGGGAAUCAGUGUGGAAUGAGUCACAGACUUGAUGGAAUGAGGUGUGAACCGUGCAUUGUUAGAGGAUGGCAUACAGAGCUAUCCAAUCUUUUCAGUUAAAUGGAUGUCACCUUAUGCAAUUUUUGAAUGAGAAAUUUAUGUUCUCAAUAUGUUCUGCUGAACAAAUGAAGAACAUUGCGAACCAACUGAUCAUUUCCCAUCAAUAUUCCCAUUGAGAACAGACAGGCAGUGUGCUUCUCUUUGCACUGGGCAGACAGGCUUGUGGGGAAUCUGCUUGGUCUCUCAUUUCUGUUGAGCAUAAUUAUAUUAACACUGCCUCCUGCUGGUGCCCAGCGCUGAAUGUUAAUGAACUUUGAGAGUGGGGAACAGGUCAGACAUGCAAGUCUGGAGUUCUGUGUGACCAGAGGGAACAAACCAAGCAUUGUAUGGAGUCACGCUUUAACGUUCAAAAGCCAGUAUACCCAAAGAAAACUUCGCCGUGCAUUCUGCUCUUCUGAAGUCUUUUAUAUGCAUUUUGAAUACAUGCCAGUUUAUCUUGUAUUGGGGACACUUAUUUUUUUUCCAUAGAGUACCUUUUGGGUCCAUUCAGGGUGUUUAUAAGGAUACGUGAUCUUCAUCAAAGGGUUUUGACUCUUUUGUGAGUGUGGGCGGGCGGGGGGUUUAAUUUUUAAUACAGUACAAAUUGCCAAACUGCUUUUUAUUAUUAAGAAGAACCAUUACUGUUCUAAAACCAUUGCCAGAUUAACUGGCCUAACAUAACAAAGUACUGGUGUGUCUGCUGCUCCAUCCAUUCCUGUAGCACUGACUCUGUCCAUAUCCAGAAUCCCGUAUUGUCACACGCGUGGCCUUUUGCUGUUAUGGCCUCAUCCUCACUGUACUAUGACCUUCUGUGACCUUCGGUGACCUCUGUGUUGCUCACUUUUUAAAGCCUCCACUGUCAUUUCAAUUGGAAGACAUUUUGAUUGUGCAAAAAAAAAUAGUUAAAUCUUCCACUGUUUUUAACUCAGAUGCAUUGUAGCAAUCUGAAGCCACAGUAAUGGGCAAAACCAGUGUGCUGAACCUUAUGUGUAAGUUGUUUAUUACACAAGCGACAUAUUCUUCUAUUUUUUGUUUUUUUUUUUCCUGGAUUUUUAAAAAGGGAUGUGUUAAUUUUCUAACUCUUGUUACGGAGCCAUUUUGUUGACGUUAGUAAAGCACUGGGUUUCUGUACCUCCUGUGUCUGAGCCUCACCUGUGACGACUUAUUUGUAUGCAGUGUUUAGCAAAUACCUUAGCAUCGUUGGAAGCGGAGAUUAGGAGCAUUUUGAUCAAUUUGUAUUUAUUUAUUUUCCAUUUUGCUAAAUAAAAAAAGACACCAAGCA